AUGGCGGACCGUCUGCGCGCGUCACUGUCGUCAUUCUUCUCGAAGCAAGUGGAGCGUGGGGAUUGGCCGAGUGCCCUCAGGGCCCUCCGCGGCUGCGCAGAGACGGGAACGCUCCUGCACAGUCUUCCACACGAGACGCUCUUUCCAUUUUUGGUGGCAAAUGGGCAGUGGGAGUCCGUACUGCGCCUCAGUAGCCAACUCAUCGCAGUGGAAGACGCAAAGGGCAGUAGCAAGAGGAGGGGAAGUACGGAGGUCGUAGCUUCGCUGGCGCAGGAAGAGGGAUUGUACAACACGCUGCUUCGCGUGGCAGUUGCCAAGGAGGCAGUGUCGAGUAUGGGGAGUUGGCAGGCGGCCGCGGCCAUUGUGCAGCGCGCGACGCGACGCCGUGUGCGCUUAGAAGCCUCAGUCACAAGAGAUGUCUUGAGCACCAUAGACAAGUGGCAACGUGAACUCGCAACUGACAGCGGCAGCGACAAUGGUAUUCUCUCUGCAGGCGAAGCGAGCCAAACCCCCAGUGAUGCCUUGCUGCUGACACGGGAUCUGCUCGCUGCGGGUCUGCAUCUUCGUGGAGGGUCUCCUCCGAUGCCUGAGCCAGCGCCUAUUUGCCGCGCACCGCGGGUCCUUCGGCCAGAUUUGCUGCAAGCCAUUUACAGCGCGAUUUUUCAGGAAUCGGUGGUGGAUGAGAAAAACGACUCCAUUGCUUGGCAACGGCUGAAGGAGCAGCUGCGCGCGAGUUGUGCACUAUCUUUGCCUGACGCUGUCUACACGGUGCUUCACGUGUGUGCUCCCCACACCUAUUCCAGCGAAGUAGUUGAAGCAGGUGAAACCGUGGAUGAGUUGCGUCAAGCGACUAUCGAUUACAUUGCCGUGCGUCCGGAUUUCGCCGAGGAGAUACUUCAUUGCACGCUGCAGCGUCUGUUUGAUGACGCUAUCGCCGCCCCCCCAACUCCAGGUGUCCUCGAAGUUGGGCACCACGAUGACGCUGCUGAGGACAGGCCUUGCAGCAAGACGCAUGAGGUGUCCUUGGCGUGUUGGCGGCGCGCGCUUGAAAAACAACCUGGGCUGGAGUUGCCAAAAUGGGAGAUGGUGAAGGCGUUAGCCAUGGCGGAGUUGGAGCAACGUGAGCGAUGCUGGGUGAUGGUGGAGGACGGCCUUGGUUGCUGGAAACAGGGACGAAAAGAGAACACGGCCCACGCUUUGACACUCACACGGCUCUGUACUGCCGCCCAGCUACUCCUUCUGCGAGGCGAUGUUGCACAAGAGCAGCGGCAGCAGCCGGGAAUUCCUCUGCCGUUGAACGACACUAAAUGCAUGGAGUUGGAGUGUGUUACGCGUAAAUUGUUUCUGCACGGCGCGGUGGCCGGGGCGAAUGGCGCAGAUGACUCGCUCAUUACUCUCCUGUCAGGCACUAUUCAGUCGCUUGUGACGGUCUACAUUCGACGUUGUUGUUUGGGGGAUUACCGGCAGCGACCGCCCCUGAACGGAGUCGCGGGGGCGCCCGAGCACCGGCUUCACACAUCCGCCGGCUCCAGCGUUGCUUCCAGCGAGCAGCGCAGCAACUCCGGCAGCCUCACUGCUGCUCCCUCAAAGUCGCUACUUGCCUCUGGAAGGGAGGUGUUUUGGGGAAGCAUCCUCUUUCCACACACACUGAGGGGAUGGCAACACACGCCGAUAGCCUCCGCAUGGCAAGCGCUGCUGCGGCACGUUUUACGUGACGCCUCCCUGCUACAAAUGUGGUUUCAGGUUGACAACUCCGUUAACAGCGGCAGCGCAGUACUUGACGCAAGUCACACCUCCUCCUCCGCAGAGACGACGGAAGGCAACGCCGACGGUGGCGGACGUGGUCGCCGAGGUCGCCGACGUCGCCGUGUUGCGGGUGCUUCACAUGUCACCCCCGCCUCUGUCUCUCGUGAAGAGAGGCUGCGGCAGCUGCAGGAGCUGGUGUAUUUCCUCGGUCGAAGAUUUCCGUGUGACACUCACCGUGCCAUGCUUCCCUCCCGUUACGCGCAGAAGAAGGGAGAAACUCGGCAGGACCCACAAUUCGAUGUACCACACACGGCAUGGAUGGACGUCGAUAACAACGUGAGACGAAUUCCCGCCUUGUCGACGCUCUUAACGCGGCAGGAGGAGGUUGACGAGCUUGCACGAGCCCUUUUGCAGGCCUGCGUCAAGGACAACCUUUCUGUAGCCGAUACCAGCAAUAUGUGGCGGACGUUUGUUUACUCUAUUGCCCCGCAACAGCUGGGACCGCUACUACGACGCACGAUGGACUUUGCCGCUACCGAGUUAAGUGAUGGCCGUUGGCAGUCAUCGUGCCCUGUGGCCCUAGUUGCAGUGAUGCACGAGAGUAAUGUCUUCAACAGCGAAGAAAAGGCACGUUACACGGCCCUGUUGUUGAGUUCUGUUCAUCCCGGCACGAAUUCAUGGAGUGUGGCCCUCGCACUUUUUGACGAAGCCGCAUCCAAGAUUAGUGAGCAGCCCCAUGAUGGCAAAAGUGAUACGUCGCUUCGUCAUAUCCUUGACGCUUUGCUGGUGAGUGCAGCACCCCCACGAUGGCGGGAAGCAUUGCAGGUAGUAGAGCUCGUGCAGGAAGCGGUGCCAAACGCAGACGACGCCCAAAACAUAGCGGCGACGAAUUGCAGUGCAGUUCGUACGAGCGGUACUUUGCCUAACCGAACUCCAUUGAGUGAUAGCGAGCGCAUUGACUUGUACGAGGUCAUUGCCCCGCUGAAGCGGCGGCGACACUGGAUGUCUGCCAUGGAGCUGUUUGCCGCCUAUGAGGCACGUCAGCUGAGUGGGCAUGACUGCGCCUGUUUUGCCUUUGCUGUGGCAAAUGGGCCGCUUUACUUCGCCCGUCAGGUGCUACUUUCACUGAGGGGGAGAGAAAAGUCUAGAGAUAUUGCGCGGGCCGCCUUAGUGGCCUCCGAGAGGCAUGUCAAGCUGGCAACGAGAGUUAUGCAGCAACGGCAGCUUCAGCAAGGCGCACAACACAACGAUGGCUCGCUUGAGCAGGAACGAAUGUUUGUUCUCCACGAGGCAAAUCAGGUGGCGCGCCUGGCUCUCGCUGUGUGGCCCACGACCAUCACCAGCGAUGAGGAUUUUGCAUUUAUAUGGAAGCGUGUUAGGGGCGCCUGCGCUGGUAACGUGGCUGCGGCGAAGCUCUUGCUGCGUCAGAGUGAGCUGUAUGGCACGGAGCAAGCCAGGAACGAAGCAACCACCCUCGCGCAAACCGUGCGCCUCUGCCACACCGCACAGGAUGCAGCAAGCGCGAUCGCCGCGUAUAAAGCGUUUCGUGGCCGGUUCAUUGGCAUGGUCUUGCCCGAAGAAACGAUGCUACAGCUACUUACCUUGUGCGUUGCCUGCGUUGUCGAUGCCGUGGACGAUGAGGGGACGGGUGAUGCAAUAACAAUGCUGCGUACCGUGCUCAGGGACACCUUGUGGAUGCACGACUCCUCGAUGCGUUGUGAGGGUGGUCACGCGACGGUGCCGCGAAACUGCACGCUGCAGGCAUGUAGGCUGCUGUUUCGGUUAUCUGCGGCAGCUGAGGAAGAGACCGUGAUUGGUAUUCCCAAGUUUAGGUGCGAUAUGACGCCCGGUAUGCAACGGCACGCCCAAAGUCUGUUAAAUGUGGUUAUAAAGCAUCUUGUGAGCAGCGACGCACGACUACUACGCAAUCUUCCGGGACUUAUUGGUGUACUUCGGGCACUGCCCCCAUCGUGCCUCAAUGCGGCGGCUUCGGCAACGCCGACGUCGUCGUCUCAGACGCCGCGGAUGAAUCCCAUCGCCACCUUAUCCGGUCACGUUGAAGAUCUUGAGAAAACGUUGGGCCCCGUGGUGCCUGUUGAGUGUCUGUUUUGGCUGGGAAUCCUGCAGAGCGAGCAGGCGGUCUCCGGCGCCGCGUCGUUGCCGUCCGCCACAGUUGGAGAGGGAGAAGACGAGGAAGCUGCAAGAAGAGGAUUGAGAGAGGUUUCACCUUGGGACCCUGCGGCGUUUGUUGCUUCGAACGACGCUGUGCGCACACGGGAGGCAACAGCACUGUUGGACCGCGCUAUUUGCUCUGCCGUGGCGGCGGCAUUGCGCCGUGACGCCGACGCGGAGUUGUCGUCGUCGUUGCGUGGCAAACUUAUUCCGUGCAUCGUCGAGGCACUUGUCUUUUUACUGUACCGUCGCUGGCAUUCACAGCCCCCACUUACUGCCACGCUGGCAGCUGCCGCGUACGCAUUGCAGACUCUGCAUGACGCACCAGAGUGGAUGUUAAGUGAGGCUGCGAUGGGGAUACUUGCGGCGCUGCAGACUAUUUUUGGCGCCUUUCACGUUCGUCACUCGGUGUCUGAGCUUGCAGUUCUGGCACAUCCAAGGCACCGUCUUUCCUCGGUUGUGGAUGCCGUGUUGACCGGAACGGCGUACGAGGCAGUGGGGCACAUGCGCGACUUUGUUUUAUUGGCGUCUGCGUGGAUGCGGAAGCAGUUACAGGCGGCGGAGGGUGAGGGGCGGCGGGCAUUGGAUGGAGCACAGACACAAUUUAUGAUCCGGCUUGCAGGUUACUUGACGGGCGCGUGCGCCCCCUGGCCGGACUCAGCACUGCGGGAGGAGUGCAUGCGUCAACUCAGUCGUUCGUGUGAGAUGGUGGAGCGGUGCGUGAACUGCGGGCACGCGGCGUCUGUGUCCUGCAGCGCGCUCCUGCUGCUGCGUGUCACGGGCACAGUCUUGCAGAGGCUUCCGUUGAGCGACGACGCAGCGGAGGCCCUCUUUCGUGCGACGGCCGCUUCUAAACUUUCUAGCAGCAGCGAUGUGAAUGUUGGGCACCCCGCAGUCGAGACGUCCCUUUCAGAUCUUUUCAUGGCCGUGACACUUGUACACAUUGUGUGUCCUGGCGUGCUUCCGAGCAUACGCCUGGUGCGGGCUUUUCUGCCGGCGCUGCAGCUAGGAGAGGAGCUACAGAAGGCCUUGCAUGAUGACGAGGCGUUUGUGGGAGGACUUGUCGCAAUGCAGUCCGCACGUUUGAAUGCUACCGCCGCCGUACGCCGUGCCCUUGUCAUGUCGCUGUCGUUCGCCACGCGAUUUAUUCUGCGCCUUGUGGAGUUUGCCCCCAUGUUGUCCAGGGACGCCCCGGCUGUGCAGUGGCUCCGAUCAGAGGAACAGCUCGUGGAAGUUGCCAUCUUUGCGGCGCUCGCGGCGUGUAGCGGCGGUGCGACGCCGGAGGAGCACGACAUCGUGGAGGCAAUGGAUGCGGUGGGCACUCUUGUCCCACACCGCUGGGAUCUUCCCUAUGCCAUUGCGCUCCACUGCCCGCUCCCUGCACCGCAGAGCGCCAAGCCGCCGGCUCGCACACUCCGCCAGCGGCUGGCGGCUGCGCUGCAAUACUGCGGGCCGUGGCCAGGCGGCAUAGUUUUGGCGCUUCUUCUCCAAGCAGCUUGGCCCGCACUUGCUGCCAACAAAGACGAUGUUCUGCUUCCAGAUUAUAGGCAACUCCUGGAAGUUAUGACAACUCUUAGCGUAGACCGUCGCUGGCACGUGUUUUCGACAACUCCUUCACUUCCACAGGAGGCCGCACGGCCGCUGUUGCGUCUUGUGGCAUUGCGGCACCGCCAGGCCUCCACAGCCGCGUGUAUCAUACUGGGGAAUGCCCUGCCACGCCAACAAGAGCAGCGGGGGCGGCAGAGGUGCCGUGGGGUUUGGAAUACCCUUUCCACGAGCGAUGCGGCAGUGCAGUUCCUUGCAAUCGCUCACGUGGUGGCGCCGUUAUUGGGGUCGCGUUCCAGCUCGCAGGAAAGGAAGCAGCAGCAGCAGCUGUUAGCAGACAUGACGUCUUGGAUCUCGUCGUCCUCGGCCUCCUAUUCCUCGCUUAGUUGGUCGUGGCACUCGCUCUCGGCGGAGGCGCAGCAGCUUCUACUUUGGAGCCGCGUCCUUCUCGCACUGCCGCGGCGGCCGAGUAUGGGAGAAUCGAAAAAUGACACAGAUGCCGCGGAGCAGAACACGCUUGCAGCCGCCGUUGCACUCGUGACAUCCCCCCGCGCUGCCUCCUUUCCCCACUCUUUCCACUCUGUUAAGAGGGAGCGGGCACUACCCGCGCCGUGGUCUGCCACUAAUGACGCGAGGACGGCUGGCUCUUCUUGUGUGCUGUGUUUUCCUCAGGCCCUGUUCAAUACCGCAUGGGUGGCGGAGAUGUACGCAAAACAGUUUGUGCCGGGGCAUUCGUCCACCUACUCGCGUUUGUGCCGUGCGCUGCGCGUUCUUCCUGACCCGUCACUCGCGGUGGCGCGUGCACAUGUCAUGGACGAUGAUGAGACAAACGCCACGGAGUCGCUGUUUGCCACGCCGUCUGGCUUCAGCAGCUUGCAGUACGUCUCUGCAUUAGUCCACACUGCAAAUGAGGCGGCGGAGCUGCGGAGUGAGCAGGUUUUUUUGCUGUUGCUUGCGUGCAGUCAGUCCAUGCAGGAGGCGUCCGAGCUGCUGGAGGGUCGCUUGUCCCAGCGACCGUACAGGGCCCUUCGCAUGCAGUCAUUACUCGCUGCGUGGAACACGCUACUCAUUCGGUCUGUGGAACUUGGACGGGAGGGAGAGGCGGGGGCGCCGCCAAGGGGUCACAGUGCGGUGACGCAUGCGGAUGGGGCCGUGGAAGAGCAUAAGAAUGGGGAAAACGAAGAGGCGUCGUUGCGUCACCGUGUCGCUGCCGCGUUUCUCGCAUUGGCCCUCGCCACCGGAAAAAAAGGGUGCGAUACAUCCAUCUCCAUGCCAUCUCCACACUCGGAGGAAGAGGCGGAGGAGGAGGAGCAGCGGCAAAGGCUGUACAAAGAGAUAUUUGCUCACGGUGCCUCUGUAGAUGCAUUGCUGGGCGCCGCUCAGAACGCGACUCUCAGUGAGUCACGCUUUCGUCAGGCAUCGGCUGACAUUGUGGCGCGUGCGACUUCGCUUUUGCCGACAGGCCACACUUGCACUUCCUUUUUUGAUGCCUGCCACACAUCGGCUCUUGAAUUCGCGCGGCAGUACAUGAGCGGUGACGCCGGGCGAUGGAUUUCACUAUGGCCGCCUUUAACGUUAGAGAUGUGGCGCUCGUGUGGGUACGCCAAGUGUCUUCAGGAGCAGAAGCAGAGCCCCACCUCGCCCUGUAAACUGCGCCAUCCUGUCGCGGUGUCGUGGGCGUUGCAGCAAAGUGCCGCUCACGCGUCUCGCCUCGGUACCGUGGCACGACCGCUGAUGGCGCUUUUCAACACGCUUCGGUUGUACGUGGUGACUGGGACGGCGUUGUUUCCCCCGGCGUGGGCGGCGCCGCCCGCGACGGAGGCCGCAAAGGCGACGGGGGAGAACCCCGCGGCGUUGCCUGGCGUUCGAGGCGCAGGCGCCGGAGUAGUUGUGGACGCCUUCCUCUCAAUGGCUUUGCGGGAGGGGCCGCCCACCCACCCCCGCGGCGGCACGGAGGCGCGGGAUCGCGAUGUCAUUCGCCACCUUGUUGACGCCGUCUUUUCUCGCUCAAGCACUCCUGACGCGUCGGUUCCCACGUCCGCCUCGUCGUCGUUUCUCUCUGGAUACACGCCGCUAACGACGGGCGGGCUGCAGUCUCUGGUGCGUCUUGUAGUGCUGCGGGAUGGCUUUGACAAGCGUCGCACCGCAAGUGUCAACCACGUGGAGCAGUUUUCGCGACUGGAGGAACGGCGUGCGAUGGCGCGCCGCACUGCUGCACGCCACGCCGGAUUGCCGCUGACACGCGUGCACUUUGGCCUCCCGCGAGGUCCGCGCGAUGCGCAGGUGCAGCUUUUGUUUUACCUCCGCGCCCUUGCCGCCACGCUCAUGUUUGUGAAUCCGAUGGCGUGGCACGACGGACGGCAGGCCUCCCUCGAUUUUGCCUUCACAGCAGUGAUGGAUUUUUUGCACCUGUGCUCCGCCUCGUACGGCGAGGAGGUCGACAUCGCGUCACGCCAAGUGACAGCCGAGCUGGAGGGCAUCUUUGGCCGUGGCGUGAUGCGCGUCAUCUCUGCAGCCACGUCGCAGCCAGAAGGCGUUGUCACGCCGCGGCAAUUAUUGCACUUCUUGACUGGAAGCUGGAACCACCACCACCACCAACGAGAGCCGAAAGGGAGGCAGCGCGACGAGGCGCUGGCGCUCCAUCGGCAGCUGAGGAAGCUGCUGCAUCUGUACAGGCGGGCAGGUGCGGUCGCCGAUGUCUUGCUUCUCAAGGGUGACGACGUGGCGUCUGCGCCUCCUACGCCGCUAUUUGCGCAGAUGACAGUCAUUGUGCGGGAGGCGCUUUGGAACACGGCCGUUGUUCCAUCGCAUGACGUUGUACUUGAGCUCCUCGACGCCGCCGUCAGCGCCAGCGCGGCCACCUCCGCGGCAGCCUCUGUGGCCGCGAUAUCUUCAGCGCGCUGCGGUCUGCAGCUCUUUGAGACGAUUGCGCCGUACAUCGUUGUGCCAACCCUCAUGUUGGAAAAAGUACUGAUGCUGUUGUUGGUGGUGAUGCGUCCUAACUUUGCUGGGGCAGCGGCAUGGGAGCAGGAAAAGGAGCUGUGUGAAGCAACGCUUCACCUUGUCCUUCGCCGCCUUCAGUACGUCCCACUUAACACCCCCACGGCCGUGGCGUUGUUGUCUGAGCUAUAUGCCGUUGCCAUAGCUAUGAAUACGACGUCCGCCACCUGCACGAGCGCGGGGAACGUGAGUGCGGGAACUCGUACCCGUCACUUCCCUCCACCGCCUGCGGGUGAGGCACCGCAACUGCCACAGGUGGAGUGGCUGCUGUGGCGUUGCGCAGUGGAAGCGCAACGGGUGUCAUGGGCACCCCUGCAGGAUGCGUUAUCGUCGUUGAGUGAUGAAUCACUGCGGCUGCUCCAACGUGGGUGUCUCGGUUUUCUCUUGCAGGAUCACAGGAAGACGCACUAUGACCCGCCGUUCCUCCGGCUUGGCAGGAUGCUUGACACUGUGAUCCUGCAAGGGUCCAGGGGAGCCAACGCAGGCACUAGCAGUGGCAUUCGCAAUGUUAACGGCAGUGGCAACUUCACCGCGCAACUGCUGCGCAUGCUGGAAUUGACCUCUACAGGGGUCGCAAGGAGUGUUGUUCCGUGGCGGCGUGCCCUGCAGUUUCUACCAGAGUCUCAGGAGGGAGGCGAAGAAGCCGUUGCAGGUGAGCUGCGGUUUCGGUUUUAUGUGAACUUGAUGUCGCAACUGCUUACUGCAGCAAACAAGGGGAACGAUGGAGUGCGUCAGGUGUGGCAACACGCACUCUCAGUCAUACUCCCGCAGCUCGUCGCUGCCAAGGAAGAAAAGGGCGUUGACACAAAUCUCAUCCAUUACGGGACCAUGUGUGCACUGCGGGCGAUUCACGUUGUUCAGCCGCCAAAUGAGUGGAAUCUGGCACUGCAGCUAACACUACAGCUCCCCGCCGCGGCACCGAAGUCAGUGUCGGUGUGGUCUUCCCCUGCGUCCGCGUUGUUUCACACGCUACGGUAUCUAGUCGAGGUGUGUGACGUGGCUACAAUCCCCAUUACAGCCCUGGUCUCGUACAUGCAGGUUGUCGCCAGGCAUCAAUUGCAUGAGGCGGCGCCCGAGCUUCUGACGAGGCAGCUCAACCGUUCAAAGGUGGUGGCCGCCUUUACCGCGCGUGUGCAGCGUCAUCCGCACCUUAGUUGGGUGGAUGCCCUCGCACUGUUGGAAUCCAUGAACGUAUUGCAACAGGGCCUUGCAAAAGCAACCCCCAGGGAGGACGGCAGCGCGGGCUAUAGUAACAGCGGUAGUGCGCAGGGAGGUGAGGUGGAACGGGUGCUCAUUCAAGCCAAGGGCGAGUUUGUCACCGCUGUCAUGGAUUGUCUGUAUAAAAAGCAGUCGUAUGAGUCACUGCUGCGUUUCGUCGAGGCAGCCCAGCAGUAUCAUCGUGUGAGCGGCCGCGAAUACUUGGCGUGGGUAAAUCACGCUGCCUCGGUCGUUGUGGCUCCAGGUCAAAGGGGCGGUUUCUCAGAAGUAUUGUCGUUACUCAACGGCACACUUGCGGGGAAGACGUUAGACGACAUAUUGCGGGAGCAGUCUGCAGCGGUGUUGAAGGAGCGUGUGUCUCUCAUGCGAGAUUUGCUGCGAAGUGGCCGGUCUCUGGAUGCUGCCGUGCUCACGCGACAGACCCCGGCCCUGUUGGGGACGCCUGAGUUUCAUGACGCCUGCGCACGCUUGAUGAAUCACUUGCGUCACGGUGCUCUUGUCUCCUUCUACGAUGCACUUCUUCACCCGGAGGAGGAGGAGGAGAAGAAGAUGGAGGUGGCGACGCGGCGGGUGGAUGCGGCCUGCCGUGAAGGGAGCGACCGACCCACGGCGGCGUUACUAGAAGAAGCUCACCGUGCAGAGGACGCAGACCUCCUGCGAUACGUUCCCAGUGAGGCGCUGCAGCAGGCAAUGGCAGCCUUUGCGGUUGUCGCAAAAGACGCGAAUGGCAUGAGCACGAGCGAGAAGAGAACGGGGCUUUGGAUUGCGGCGGCAUGGAUACGACGCGGAACGCCCCUCGUGCAGGCGCCGCACUCCCUUGCGGCGAUGCUGCGGUGGAUUCAGCGAGAUUUCAUGGGCGGCCCCGCAGAAAAAACGGAUGAGGCCCUUCACAUUCUCGCCGAUGCCGUGCGUGACGUGUUGCACGAGACAGUGUCCCACGGCAACGGCCACCCUGGAGAGACUUCUACUGCGAAGGCAUCACUGGCAGUAGACUUGGGUCGCGAGCGCGAGGUGGCAUGUUUACUUCUGGAGACCCUCUCAGGGAGGUUCCCUGGCAUUGCGUCGGAGCUGUGUGAAUCCCUGCUUCAAUGUGAGCGGCGUCCGACGAGGGGCGCUGGCGUUGGUACAACAGUCGAUCACGAUGGUGACAAUAAUAAUAACGGCAACGAGGCGUGGUGGAGUUUUCUGCGCUCCACGGCCACCUACAAUGCCGUGUUGAAGGAGGACUAUCAGCAUUCUUGCACGCUCGCCGCCAAUUCCGUGAGCCGCGGCAGUGACCGCGACCCCGUCGUGGAGUGGCGGGACCGCGCAUUAUUCCGUAGCGGUAGUGAGGGGGGCCAGGCAUGGGUCCAGGCACUGGCGGUGUACGCCGCUGCGCGAGCGCGCGUUGGGCAUUCAUCCAUGCGUGGUGCGCAUGUAGCGCGGCUUGUAAGACUCAUCACCGCCAGUGGUUCCCUCCGUGUCGUGGUCCCGGCGGCUCGCAAUAUUUUUUUUCAGUUUCCUUCUUCACCCCCUAACAGUGGUGUGUCUCCACUCUUUUUGGAUGCAAUGCUGCUUCUCUGCGGAGCAAUGCCUAAGCUGAAGCGACAUGCUUUGCGCCAGCUUCACCGUGCUGCGGAGGCGCAAUCAGAGGGGCUGCAGGCCAUACUUGAGGAUCUCCAUGAACUUAACCGCUUCGUCGGGGACGGACUGGCGUUGUUGCAGCAGCAGCAACAAAGGGCAUCUACGCUGCAGGGUGCUGCACUGGAUGGACGUGUGGAGUUGGUGUGCAACAUGCUUCGGUGUCUUACCGUUACGCUCGCAGCAUCUACCACGUCCGUUGCAGCGCUGGAGGAGUGGCGGUCACUCACCCAGCGCAUCCUUACGGCCCUGCCACCCGCGCAACGCAGCGGUGAUGUACUAGACGCCCUCAUGGACAGCGUGCGGGACUCCUUUGAGGUGCUUUCUCUUCUACGCCGACACCCUGCGCCUGCCUUAGCAAGUUGCCAAGAGGCCUGUAAUGGGCUUUGGUGCAAUGCAUUGGGAAUUAUCUCUGCAGAUGAGGGCGUCCGGCGCCACAUGUUUGCCUACGCAAACGCAGAGCAGCAAACAGCAAUGACGCAGCUUGAGAUUUUAAUCUGUUCUGCGAGCCUUGCUGCGGAUCAUGGAGUGGCGGCGAUGAGGUCCCUUUGUGACGUUGCUGUGCGAACCCACGCUGUGCCGCUUUCAGAGGAUGCGAAGGCGCUGGUGAAGAUGGCUUGUAUACACGGCAAAGGAACUGCAUGGCGCUCUGAGUAUGAGGCAAUAACAGGCUUUGCGCCGACCACAGUGCGGCGACAGACGACACUUGCCCAUGCGGAGGAGGCACUGGAGCAAACUCGCUGUUUGCGCGCGCUGGACGCAGUGGAGGAUUGGGUGCAGGCUUUGCGCUUGUGCCAGGCGAAGCGUGAAGCUGGAGUCCGUUUGCGGCACGCACACUACCACCGCAUGCUGCAUCUCCUGCGGCAACACAGCACGGAGGAUGCCGAGGCGACGACUGUAAGCACAGCUGUGGCUGAGGCAGUAGUGGGGCUGCAUUUUGCGCGACUGCAGGAUGGUUGCUUCCCAAACACGCACUCGAUAGAACAGUCACUCCACAUCUUGUCUGCUCAAUCGCUCUCCCCACUUUUUGCGCUUCAGUACGCGCAGGCACUAACGCUCCUUCCCCCGCUAACCAAUCGCCGACACAAAAAACCUGAAUGUCACGGCAGCGGUACUGACCCUGCCAGCCCCUCUUCCUCCUCCUCGCCUGCGCAGGAGGACAUGUCUUUCGCUGUUUCAACUGCCAUGCUGCGCCUAGUUACAGGGGUGGCCUUGCGCCUUCCUGACGCCGUGCGUCAGCACCGCCUAACUGUAAAUGAGGGUGUGGAGGGAAUUCACAUGUUUGCCGCCUUUAUUCGUUGGGUGAGUGAAUUCAGUCGUGUGCCAUGCUUUGAUCGCGACGUGGUGGAGCGUGUUGUGCUGCUUCUCUGCACCCCACCGAAGCAACUCCUCUUCGAGUUCACUGCGACACGCGACGGUGCCCCCCGCUGCGAGACGGGUGAUGCGAGGCAUUUAUUGCUCACCGCUUUGCUAAAGCGUUCUGAUGGCGGCACACCCAUCGUCGAUCUCCCCUUUCCUGUGACGUCCCUGGAAUCUUACCGCUUCAUCUCGCUACGCUGCGGCCAUAAUGAGGAAGAUGAGAAGGAAAAUGAAGGGUAUAUUCCUACGCCCGCAACAUUGUUUGUGCUACGCGGUAAUGCGGAGGUGGCGCUACGUUUUGUGGGGAAGCAGGCAUCACUGCAUCACGUGCUGCGCCCAUCCAAUUCGCUGCUUUGCCGUAUGUGCGCCGCCGUGGUGGCUGGCGCGACAGUCACCGCAGAAUGCUUGCAGCCACUGAGCCAACUUGUGCAGAACACGGAUCUUAUUUCUCCUUCGCUGCGUUACCUGUUGACACUUAUCGUCGCGGAGCAGUCGACACUCUGGGGAGUUUAUUACAGCGGGGGAUCGGACCCCACGAAAACGGGCGGUGGUGGGCAUCGGAUGGGAAGAAGCGAGGAUGUGCCAGCGUCUGUGGUGCUGCGCGCCGUGGCCGGCGCAUACGAUGUGGUGCGGCAGCACUUUACGCCACCCGACGCGUUGAUGCUGCGCGGCCUGCUGCUCCCGAAGCACUUGUGUACUGCGGCGACGAAAGCCAAUCACGGCGGCGAUCGUGGGGAGGAGGAAGAUCAGUGUGGCGAAGGGGCCAUGAAAGCAUCAGAAGGGAAGGAGGAAGAGGAGGAUGGGGCUGCCCUGGAUCCGCUUGCACCGAGCCUCGUGUGGGAGAAUGCGUUAAAUUUGUUCAAUGUUUUUCUGCACAACGCCCAGCCGAACGCCGAUCUUUCCGUGCCGUUCGAGGCGCUGAUUGAACUGUUGUGUCGCUGCGGCCAGUGGAAUGCCGCCUGCCGCAGCGUCACACUCGCCGGGAACCCGACGAAGAGCACAAUGAGCACGCAUCAAACGGCGCGGCACAGGAAUGCCGAGGAGGAGGAGGGGGAGGUGUCACGCCUACUUCCCCGCCAUGUGGUGGUGGACGGCUUUCUCCUUAAACGGCUCCUCGACGCCAUGGAGGCUGCGCGGCAACGCCAUCACGCACAGGAAGAGAAACGCGCGAGCGAAGCUUGUCUUCACACCAGCUGUGGGCCGCCAGGCUUUUGGCGGCUAGCCCUGUACAUUCUCCUUCAGCAGCAGCAGGCGCUUCUUAUCCCCGAGGAAAAUCCCCUGCACGGUGCCAAAAAAUGCGACCUGAGGGUUGCAUCCGUGGCGCUGCUGGCUUUGAUGAAGGCGAUCUCGCAGGGCAGAGGCGGCUGA
Trypanosoma conorhini is the source of this 14028-nucleotide messenger RNA. RefSeq names its product putative DNA repair and recombination protein RAD54. Bases 1 to 14028 code for a protein of 4675 amino acids. NCBI's taxonomy places the organism in Eukaryota, Euglenozoa, Kinetoplastea, Trypanosomatida, Trypanosomatidae. The record is from RefSeq and is a predicted model, not a curated record. The transcript has a single exon.